GUCGUGCAGCCGGCGCUUCAUCCUCCGCGGCUGAUCAAGCGGGUGCUGCAGCAUGUGUUACUACAGCAGCAGCGGGUCAGCCAGGUGCCUCUGUUCGUGCUCCUCCUGCUGGAGCAGGUCAGCCAGGUGCCUAUGCUGGUGCUCCACCAGCUGGAGCGGUUCAGCCAGGCUCCUCUAUCGGUGCUCUUCCAGCUGGAGCGCGUCUGCCAGGUGCAGCAGCCGGUGUUACCAGGAGCAGCGGGUCAGCCAAGUGCAGAAGCCGGUGUUUCCGCAGCAGCAGCGGGUCAGCCAGUUGCAGCAGCCGUUAUUCCAACAGCAGCAGUGGGUCAGCCAAAGGCAGCAGCCGGUGUACCUAUAGCAGCAGCGGGUCAGCCAUGUUCUGCAGGCGUUGCACUUACAGCAGCGGCGGCGCAGCCAUGUGCAACCUCGGGUGCUCAAAAGGCGAUAGUGGGUCAGCACGCUGCUAUCAACACAGGCGUGGGGUUUCGUGCACCAGGAGCGGGGGUGUUUGCUCCACAGGCAGGUGGUGUUCAGUCGAGAGCAUCUGCACAUGUUGCGUCAGCAGAGCCUAGUGGCCAUGCUCUGCAUCGUCCCAACUUGCUCUUCCACGGAUCAGGACAUCCAACCGCGUCCUUACAUCUGCCUUUGUCGUCGCACGGCCCCGGUGUGCAGGAACCACCUGCUUUCCUCUUUGCUGCUGAGGCGCUCGACACUGGCAGCAUCCUACCUGGCCACACCUCCUCCGCACCUCGUGGGACUCUACUGAACAUGCCCUCGCAACAGGUUCUGCCCUCCCCAGCCGCCUCCUCAUCCUUCAUGCCAUCGACCCAGGUUGGUGAGGAGGAGGAGGCCGCCAGCAAGGGGUUCACGGGAGUCACAAAGAAGAACGGUAAGAACGAGUGGGUGGCUAGGAUUGUCCUCGACCGCACUUCCAAUUCUCUGAUUGUCAUGAGCAGUCCCUUUCAAUUUGAGGUCGCCGCGGCUAGGUCAAUAGCCGCAGCGUCUCAUGUGAUGGUCGUCGACAAUCCCACGAGAGGCGAUCUCAUACCUUUGACGGACGGCGACGGGGCAAAUUUACAGGGUUGUACGGCUCAGCAGUGUGAGCUGAUGGUCCCUCAGAAGUUCUGGCACGAGUGGGAGCAGUAG
Molecule: messenger RNA, 1146 nt
Organism: Closterium sp. Naga37s-1
Lineage: Eukaryota; Viridiplantae; Streptophyta; Zygnematophyceae; Desmidiales; Closteriaceae
Source: the annotation of a GenBank genome assembly